Molecule: messenger RNA, 1548 nt
Organism: Miscanthus lutarioriparius
Lineage: Eukaryota; Viridiplantae; Streptophyta; Magnoliopsida; Poales; Poaceae
Source: the annotation of a GenBank genome assembly
AUGGCCUCCACCACCGCCGCCGCGCAGACGCAGCCAGGUGGCACGCCGCCGGCGCCCGCGGAGUACGACGAGGUGCUGGGGCGGCUCUCCUCGCUCAUCACGCAGAAGGUGCGCGCGCACAGCGGCAACCGCGGUAACCAGUGGGACCUCAUGGCGCACUACGUCAAGAUUCUGGAGCUGGAGGAGCCGAUCGCGCGGAUGAAAGUGAUUCACGUCGCGGGGACCAAGGGGAAGGGUUCCACAUGCACAUUCACCGAGUCAAUCCUGCGAUCAUGUGGAUUCCAUACUGGGCUGUUCACCUCACCACAUUUGAUGGAUAUUAGGGAGCGAUUUCGGCUGGAUGGGGUUAAUAUUUCUGAAGAAAAAUUUUUGAAGUACUUUUGGUGGUGCUGGAACAAGUUGAAGGAGAAGACUGAUGAUGAUAUUCCCAUGCCAGCCUAUUUCAGGUUCCUCGCAUUGCUCGCAUUCAAGAUAUUUUCUGCUGAGCAGGUAGACGUUGCUGUUCUCGAGGUUGGCCUAGGAGGGAAGUUUGACGCAACUAAUGUGGUUAAAGAACCUGUAGUUUGUGGAAUAUCUUCCCUUGGAUAUGAUCAUAUGGAAAUUCUUGGGAAUACGCUUGGAGAAAUCGCAGGGGAGAAGGCUGGGAUUUUCAAGAAAGGAGUUCCAGCCUAUACUGCUCCACAACCAGAAGAGGCAAUGACUGCUCUCAAACAAAGAGCUUCGGAGUUGGGUAUCUCUCUCCAAGUCGCUGAUCCUCUGGAGCCCCAUCACUUAAAAGAUCAACAUCUUGGACUCCAUGGCGAACAUCAAUAUAUAAAUGCUGGCCUUGCAGUUGCUUUGGCUAGUUCGUGGCUUGAGAAGCAGGGACAUAAGGACAGGAUACCACUCAACCGUACUGAUCCCUUGCCAGAUCAUUUUAUUAGAGGACUAUCAAGCACUUCUUUGCAAGGCCGAGCACAGAUUGUUCCAGAUUCACAAGUGAAUUCAGAAGAGAAGGACAAAGAUUGUUCGCUUGUUUUCUAUUUGGAUGGAGCGCACAGUCCUGAAAGUAUGGAAAUAUGUGCCAAGUGGUUUUCCCAUGCCACAAAGGAUGAUAGAAGGCUAACAUCUUCCGUGGAGCAGUCUCAGACAUCUAGGUCUCAAAAGAUCCUUCUGUUCAAUUGCAUGUCUGUGAGAGAUCCGAUGAGACUGCUUCCUCAUCUCCUGGAUGCAUCAACUCAAAAUGGAGUCCACUUUGAUCUAGCCCUAUUUGCGCCGAACCAAUCACAAUACAACAAGCUUGGUUCUAAUACUUCAGCACCUGCAGAGCCUGAGCAAAUCGAUUUAUCAUGGCAGUUGUCGCUCCAAACAGUGUGGGAGAAGUUACUUCAGGAAAAAGGUAUAAAUACUACAAAAUCUAGUGAUACUAGUCAAGUUUUUGAAUCGCUUCCACUCGCAAUCGAGUGGCUAAGGAGACAUGCCCGAGAAAACCAAUCUACUUCUUUCCAGGUGUUGGUUACUGGCUCCCUGCAUCUCAUUGGCGAUGUCUUGAGAAUAAUCAAGAAGUGA